AGACAGCGUAUUUUCCAGUCUGCAGUUAACUAUCAAACAAGAUGGAUCGUUGGAUUAAUAAAGUUGCAGUAAUAACUGGUGUCAGUUCAGGAAUUGGUGAAGCUCUAGUUAAAGAUUUGGUGAAAAAAAAUGUCAACGUUGUGGGAUUGGCAAGAAGAGUUGAUAAAAUGGAAAAAAUUAAAAAUCAUUUAAAAAACGAAAAAGGUGCUUUCUAUCCAAUAAAAUGUGAUGUCACCAAGGAGGAUGAUAUUCUUAAAGUUUUUCAGUGGAUUGAAAAAAAUUUUAAAUCUGUCGAUAUUCUCAUUAAUAAUGCUGGCAUAAUGUUUCCAGAUUUAUGCAUUGAAAAUUCAACGGAAAAUUUGACAAAAGUUAUGGAUGUUAAUUUAAUUGGUCCUACUAUUUUCAUAAGGGAAGCUGUGAGAAUUAUGAGAGCAAAUAACACAGCCGGUCAUAUUAUUAAUAUUAACAGUGUUAUGGGACAAAAUGUUGGAUUCUAUGAAAAUACAUCAGGAGCUAUGUACAGUCCGAGUAAAUUUGCCUUCAAGGCCUUGAGUCAAGUCGUUGAAUUAGAACUUCAACACGUGAAAAGUCCCACAAAAGUCACUACUAUUUUCCCUGGCUUGGUAAAAACGGAAAUGGCACCAGAAGCAGCACUGCAAAUUAUGCCUUACGUUGAUGCUGAAGAUAUUUGCGAUGGCAUUAUUUAUGCUUUAUCCACACCUCCACAUGUUCAGAUCAAAGAAAUUACUAUUACUCCACUUCCUGGUUAUCAACGUAAAUAAAUUUUAAAAUUACUUUCAAUGCUUAUUUUUUUGUAUUUAUAGAUUUAAUGAUAUAAUGGAAAUGAGUCGUCAUAAUCCAUGAUAUGUAUAUAGUCACGAAUAAAGUGAUUUAAGAUCUUAAUUUUAAA
Molecule: messenger RNA, 910 nt
Organism: Leptopilina boulardi
Lineage: Eukaryota; Metazoa; Arthropoda; Insecta; Hymenoptera; Figitidae
Product: farnesol dehydrogenase-like
Exons: 5
Coding region: 42-782 (246 amino acids)
Source: RefSeq, a predicted model, not a curated record